GUUUUACGAAGUGGAGGCUGGCUUUUUUGGGUUACUUUAUCUGUGUGAUAAGUGGUGCAUGGGAGGCAUCUCUUGCGCUCUCCCUGGAGCCUUGUGAGGCCGCGCUGCAGGGGGUUAUUAUAAUUUAUUAACAAUUCAAUAAUGUACUUGAACAAUGUAGCUGAACUUGUCCUCCUGGUCUAAAUGCUACGUCGCUCCAUAAUGACAAAAUAAAGACCGAGUGAGGCAGAAAUGUGACAGCACUUGGCAGGAAGCUUCAGAGCAUUGGCAGCUCCAGGUCUGCUCCUUGCGGUGGCAUCAAGACGGGCGAGGAAACCCCGAGGAUCAGGGCCUCCUGUCCGGAUGACACCAGUCCGAACCAGGCGCACCGCUCUCCUUAGCUAGCAUUGGCUAAGCUAACAUAUGUCUUCCCUGAAUUCGGAACUACUUUAAAUGGAUAAUUUAAUUCGAACAACUUUACUUGAGGUGUGCGGCAGUGGGAGUUGUUGAUGAGUUUGUUGUCGGCAGGGGGGGCGAACGACAUCCUUUGUAGGACCGUGAUUGACCGUGAUGACUGCUAAAGCUUCUCCAGGCGUUAUGGAAGGACUUCAUAGCCAGGCAAUAAGCCUGGACCCGCGCAGGCAGGAACUGCUCGAGGCUCGCUUCACGGGAGUUGGUGUGGCUAAGAGUUCAGCCAACAGCGAAUCAUCCAACCAGUCUCUGUGCAGCACAGGAUCCCUGAGUGACAAGGAAGUGGAGACGCCUGAGAAGAAGGUCACUGACCAAAGAAGCCGGAAGAGAAAAGGAGACCUCUUUGACAGCAAUAGUCAGGGAAAAGGAAGAGGACACAAAAUAAGUGAUUAUUUUGAGUUUGCUGGUAGCUGUGGCUCUGGCACCAGUCCUGCCCGGGGCAUCCCCAUGUUGGUGCGCUCCUCUCCACAGCACUCACUGUAUAAUCUCCUGCAGUUUCAACACGGCAGUCCUUCGUCCACUGGCUCAGUCCUCACAGACUCUUCGUCCUGCAGCUCUGUUAAGACGGCCCCAACGCACUCCUGCUCACACAAAACCACCCAGUCGGAGCUGACGCUGCUGAAACUCACGGCACUGGAGAGGAACAAACACUCUGACCUGGAGCAGAAAGAGGGAAGGAUAGAUGAUCUACUGAGGGCUAACUGUGACUUGAGGCGGCAGGUGGACGAGCAACAGAAGAUGCUGGAGCGCUACAAGGAGCGACUUAACAAGUGUGUGACCAUGAGCAAGAAGCUGCUAGUUGAAAAGUCAAAGCAGGAGAAGAUGGCCUGCAGGGACAAAAGCAUGCAGGACCGCCUGCGUCUGGGUCACUUCACUACAGUACGCCACGGAGCCUCCUUCACCGAGCAGUGGACGGAUGGAUACGCUUUCCAGAACCUCAUCAAGCAGCAAGAAAGAGUCAACUCACAGCGUGAGGACAUCGAGAGGCAGAGGAAGCUGCUGGGGAAAAGGAAACCUCCACCCAUGGCCCAGACGCCUCCACUCAGCCUGGAACAGAGCAAGAGAAAGAGCAGGAACAACGGCCAGGAGAGUGAAGCGUUGUCACUGGCAGAAUAUCACGAGCAAGAGGAGAUUUUCAAACUACGAAUCGGUCAUCUAAAAAAGGAGGAGGCAGAGAUCCAGUCAGAGCUGGAGCAUUUGGAGCGAGUAAGAAACCUGCACAUUCGGGAGCUGAAGAGAAUCCACAAUGAGGACAAUUCUCAGUUUAAAGACCAUCCCACGCUGAAUGAUAGAUAUCUACUCUUACAUUUACUUGGAAGAGGUGGCUUUAGUGAAGUUUUCAAGGCUUUUGAUUUGACAGAGCAAAGAUAUGUGGCCAUUAAAAUCCAUCAACUCAACAAAAACUGGAGGGAGGAGAAGAAGGAAAACUACCACAAACAUGCCUGUAGAGAGUACAGAAUCCACAAAGAACUUGAUCACCCAAGAAUAGUCAAACUUUACGACUACUUCUCACUUGACAAAGACUCGUUCUGCACAGUGCUGGAGUACUGUGAAGGCAACGACCUGGACUUCUACUUGAAGCAGAAUAAGCUGAUGAGCGAGAAGGAAGGCCGCUCCAUUGUCAUGCAGAUAGUCAACGCUCUCAAGUACCUCAACCAGAUCCGGCCGCCCAUCAUCCACUACGACCUCAAGCCUGGAAACAUCCUGUUGGUUAAUGGCACAGCUUGUGGAGAGAUAAAAAUCACAGACUUUGGCCUGUCGAAGAUCAUGGACGAUGACAGCUACAACUCAGCAGAUGGGAUGGAGCUGACCUCGCAAGGAGCAGGAACCUACUGGUACCUGCCUCCUGAGUGCUUUGUGGUGGGCAAGGAGCCGCCCAAGAUAUCCAACAAGGUGGAUGUUUGGUCAGUGGGGGUCAUCUUCUACCAGAGCUUAUAUGGACGCAAGCCGUUUGGGCAUAACCAGUCACAGCAGGAUAUUCUUCAAGAGAACACCAUACUAAAAGCCACAGAGGUGCAGUUUCCCCCCAAACCUGUGGUCACCACAGAGGCAAAGGCUUUCAUUCGACGUUGCCUGGCUUAUCAUAAGGAGGAUCGUGUGGAUGUGCUGCAGCUCGCCAGCGACCCCUUCCUAAAGCCUCAUAUUCGAAAAACCCUGGGCAGCAGCACCACUCUGGCUCCUCCUGCUCCCUCCACCUCCAGCUGCUACAGCAGCAGUGCCUCCAACUGAUUCAAAUCAAACUGGAAUAAAGCCGCAGUGAGGGCAAAACCACACACAGACAGGAGACACUUGAUUGUGAGAAAGCGGAUGAGCAUGAUGGGGUGGAACGAUCCUGUUAGUGUAAAUGGAACCAAAAUGAUGGAUGACGUGGUUAUGUAGCAGCAAAUGUGGCCACCACCAUCAUCCAUGUGGUAAAAAUGAAUGGCCAGUCUCUGGCUGUGGGCUCAGUAGAACCCAAAGAUUUGCUCAUAUGCAUGCACUAACAAAAACUAUGGUUCAAUUCAAGGGGCUUAUAAUAAAAAAAGAUAACUAGUAAAAGCACCUAAAUUAUUGCACAACUGACGGGCUGAGGCAUUUUCCACGUGUGGAAGAUCAGUGUCCUAUAGUCUGGAGGGUUUAGAGGGUGAGUUAAUGAAAUUUCCUCCCAUUCUGCUUGACAUGCAUCAUCUUAACUAUUUCAAACUAUUUUUCGUAACUAGUUUGAAAUAUAAAUGCAUCCCUUUAGGUUUGAACCUGGCACUUUUUAGGAAGGGCUCCUACAAGUGAUGAGGAAUAACCAAAGUUUACAGCAUUGAUGUGGCAACAGUCGAGGUUCUUCAAUGAGUUAAUACAGAAGAGGGCUGAGUCUGAGAAGAGUAACUGGUUUUGACCUAUUUUAAAUAUUUUACUGGAUAACUGGAAGUCAGCGUAUUAUUUUAAUUGUUAAGUCCAUAUUUUUCCAUGAAAUUUACUCCCUCUAAUGUUUUUGUUAACCUGAAAGGGGGGCUGACUUAUGAGUGAGUGUUGUGAUGAGAGGUUAGAGUCAACAGAAAUAAUUAAGAAACUAUUAAAAAAAAGAUUUGGUUAA
Messenger RNA from Solea senegalensis (Senegalese sole), 3517 nucleotides. RefSeq names its product serine/threonine-protein kinase tousled-like 2. The coding region runs from base 550 to 2679 and encodes 709 amino acids. The record is from RefSeq and is a predicted model, not a curated record. The transcript has 21 exons. Gene Ontology annotation, biological process: chromosome segregation; peptidyl-serine phosphorylation; intracellular signal transduction. Lineage: Eukaryota; Metazoa; Chordata; Actinopteri; Pleuronectiformes; Soleidae. Gene Ontology annotation, cellular component: nucleus. Gene Ontology annotation, molecular function: protein serine/threonine kinase activity; ATP binding.